This is a messenger RNA of Argiope bruennichi, 2011 nucleotides long. Its product is annotated as FGGY carbohydrate kinase domain-containing protein-like. Gene Ontology annotation, biological process: carbohydrate metabolic process. The record is from RefSeq and is a predicted model, not a curated record. The transcript has 15 exons. The coding region runs from base 104 to 1765 and encodes 553 amino acids. NCBI's taxonomy places the organism in Eukaryota, Metazoa, Arthropoda, Arachnida, Araneae, Araneidae. Gene Ontology annotation, molecular function: kinase activity; phosphotransferase activity, alcohol group as acceptor.
AUUUAUUCUCUGUAGAAUGGCAUCAAAAUGUAGCAUAAACAAACGAUUCAGGUUUUUCGGUUUCGAUUAUCGCUUGAAGCAGUGAACUGGUAACAAACCACCAAUGAGUGAGAAUAAAGAAUACUUCAUUGGUGUUGAUGUUGGCACCCAAAGUGUUAGAGCUGGUCUUGUUACUAGUAAAGGGUCCUUCAUAAAAACUGCAUCUUUGCCUAUAAGAACAUGGAAUCCAUAUCCAGAUGUUUAUGAGCAGUCAUCUGAUAAUAUAUGGGAUCUUUGUGUUAAAGUCAUACAGGAUAUUACUAAAGGAAUUGAUCCAACAACAGUGAAAGGCAUUGGAUUUGAUGCAACAUGCUCACUUGUAGCAUUAGACAAAGAUUUCAAGCCAUUAAGUGUAAGCAAAACAGGCAAUGCAGAUCAAAAUAUUAUAUUAUGGAUGGAUCACAGAGCUAUUAAAGAAGCUGAUUUAAUUAACAAAACAAAUCAUGAAGUGUUAAAAUAUGUUGGAAAUAAAAUAUCCCCAGAAAUGGAAUCACCAAAACUUUUGUGGAUGAAAAAAAAUUUACCUGAGCAAUGGAAAAAAGCUGGGUAUUUCUUUGAUUUGCCAGAUUUUCUUACAUGGAAAGCCACUGGAAGCUUAGAAAGAUCUUUAUGCUCACUUGUAUGUAAAUGGACUUACAUUGCUGGUACAAAAAAAGGUGAAGGUUGGCAAGAUGACUUUUGGAAGUCAAUUGGCUUAGAAGAUUUAAUUUCCAGGAACUAUGAUAAAAUUGGAUCUAAUGUGCUAUCACCAGGUGAUGCAUGUGGAAAUGGCUUGAAUAUUGAUGCAGCAAAGGAAACUGGCUUAAUGCCCGGUAUUCCAGUAUCUACUUCCAUAAUUGAUGCACAUGCUGGUGGCUUAGGUGUUCUGGCUUGCAAAGUUUCUGAAAAUUGUACAGAAAAUCUAGAAGAAAGAAUGGCUUUAAUAUGUGGAACAUCCACUUGUCAUAUGAAAGUUAAGAAAGAUCCAGUUAUCACUCCUGGCAUUUGGGGUCCUUAUUAUUCUGCUAUGGUUCCUGGUUAUUGGUGCAGUGAGGCUGGACAAAGUGCUGCUGGUGUUUUGCUUGACCACAUUAUCAAUAGUCAUCCAGCAACCAAUGCUCUGAAAGAAAAGAUUUUAAAAUAUGAGAAAGAAAGUCACAUAGCAAACAUUUUAAAUGAAAUGGCUGAAGAGUUGAAAGAAAAGAAAGGUCUCUCUUCUGUUUCCUUAUUGACUUCUGAUUACCAUGUGUAUCCUGAUUAUCAUGGAAAUCGAUCUCCCCUUGCAAAUCCAGAUAUUAAAGGAAUGAUUUGUGGGCUUACUCUUGCUUCAGAUGAAGAAGAUUUAGUGAAACAGUAUAUUGCUACUAUCCAAUCCUUAGCAUAUAGCACAAAACACAUCAUUAGUGCUUUAGAAGAAAAAGGUCAUGUUAUUAAAUGCCUGCUUGUCUGUGGUGGUCUUUCUAAAAAUCCUCUUUAUGUUAAAAUGCAUGCUGAUGUUACAGGAUUGCCUAUAAUUGUUCCAAAUAGCUCUGAACCCGUUUUACUGGGUUGUGCUAUUCUCGCUGCUAGUGCAGCUAAGUACUAUCCAUCAGUAGUUUCUGCUAUGACAGCCAUGUGUGGAAAUGGAGAACUUAUAAAACCGAACAUUAAUGACCAAGAAUACCAUAAGAAGAAAUAUAAAGCAUAUCUCAAUCUGUUGAAGUGUCAAGAAGAUAUAAAGCAUAUCAUGACCAUUGCUGCAUCUUGAGACAAGUUUUUUUAUCACAUAUUUUAAGAAGUAAAACUGGUAGAAUUAUGAAAUUAUUUUUUACAUUAUAUAUAAAAAUGAAUAGUAAAAUAAAGCUUCAUUACUUCAAGUGAUCAAGAUCAAAUGCAACAAGAUCUUUUUGUAUAAAUUACUGUUAUCAUAUAUACAAUGUUAUGAAAACUAUAAGUCUUUAAAAUAAGUUGUAAUAUAUAAAAAUUAUAUUUGAAAUAAAUUUCUUUUUUUUUA